AUGUGCAACGUUUCCAAAGCAUCAUCUGGAAAUCAUGAUCGGUCCUUCCGUGAUCCUUGUCCGCAACCCGACGAGACGACUGUUCUGCUGCCGAACCCUCCCACCGCAUGCCCAUCCCACGAGCAGGACGAACGGUACGUCCCGACCUUCCUCGGCGAGGUCUUUCGAUUGGCAAAAGACUCCAUCCCCGUGAUCCUUGCCUACGCGCUCCAAAACAGUCUGCAGGCGACAUCUAUCCUGAUCGUGGGACGCACGUCACCCGAGAAUCUCGCCACGGCGGCUUUCUCGUUCAUGUUCGCCGCAGUCACCGGGUGGAUGAUCGCUCUCGGGGGCACGACAGCGUUGGAUACGCUGGCGUCGUCGACGUUCACCGCUAGCUCGAACAAACAUGAUCUGGGGGUUCUGUUGCAGCGCGGGUUUCUCGUUCUCGGCCUGUUCUACCUCCCGGUUGCGGGGCUGUGGGCUUGUUCGGAGCCCGUCUUUCUUCUAUUGGGGCAGCAGCCCCGGUUGUCGUCGGAUAGUGCCCGGUUCUUGACUUGCUUGAUCCCGGGUGGGCUCGGGUAUAUAUACUUUGAGUUGAUGAAGAAGUAUCUUCAGGCGCAAGUAGGCCUGAUGCGUCCGGGAACCUAUGUAUUGUUGAUCACGGUUCCGUUCAAUCUCUUCCUAAACUUCGUCUGCUCCUAUACGCUUCGUCUGGGGUUGUUGGGUGCCCCGAUCGCCACAGGCAUCUCGUACUGGGUGUCUUUUGGGCUGCUGGUUCUGCACACACGCUUCGUUGCUGGGUCUGAAUGCUGGGGUGGCUGGUCGUGCGAAGCACUCCGGAACCUGGGGACCUUUGCGCGCCUGGCCCUCCUGGGGGUCGUGCAGGUUGGCACGGAGUGGUGGGCUUUCGAAAUCGUGGCCUUGGCCGCCGGUCGACUCGGGACCAUCCCCUUGGCCGCGCAAAGUGUCAUCAUGACAGCGGAUCAGGUACUCAACACGAUCCCCUUUGGGGUAGGUGUGGCCGCAUCCUCGAGGAUCGGGAAUCUGUUGGGCUCGCGAGAUGCCGCGGGAGCGUCCCGGGCAGCGAAUGCCGCCGCUUGUUUGAGCAUGGUGCUCGGAGGGAUUGUGCUGGUUGUGCUGAUGGGCAUCCGUCACGAUUUCGCAAAGAUAGCUAACUCUGAUGCAAGGGUCGUGGAGCUUACGGCCGAAGUCCUGCCGUGGGUGGCGCUGUUUCAGAUCGCUGAUGGUCUGAAUGGGAGCUGUGGUGGGAGCCUUCGGGGCAUGGGACGACAGCAUGUGGGCGCGUUGGUCAAUCUGGUCAGUUACUACGGUGGUGCUCUACCGUUGGGGAUCUGGCUGGCCUUUCAUGGCUGGGGGGUCAAGGGUCUCUGGAUUGGGCAAUGCAUUGCGCUGUAUCUGGUUGGCGCUCUGGAAUGGACGGUUGUGGCUCUGAGUGACUGGGACAGGGAGGUCGAUAAGGCAUUUCUGCGAAUUGAUGCUGACAAACAGGAAGACCGGCGAGGAGCUGUUGAGGGUAUUGCUGUUGGUGUGUGA
Messenger RNA from Aspergillus japonicus CBS 114.51, 1536 nucleotides. Its product is annotated as MATE family efflux transporter. Lineage: Eukaryota; Fungi; Ascomycota; Eurotiomycetes; Eurotiales; Aspergillaceae. Gene Ontology annotation, cellular component: membrane. Gene Ontology annotation, molecular function: antiporter activity; xenobiotic transmembrane transporter activity. Gene Ontology annotation, biological process: xenobiotic detoxification by transmembrane export across the plasma membrane. The transcript has 2 exons. The coding region runs from base 1 to 1536 and encodes 511 amino acids. The record is from RefSeq and is a predicted model, not a curated record.